This is a messenger RNA of Nomia melanderi (Alkali bee), 961 nucleotides long. RefSeq names its product protein KTI12 homolog. Lineage: Eukaryota; Metazoa; Arthropoda; Insecta; Hymenoptera; Halictidae. The record is from RefSeq and is a predicted model, not a curated record.
UAUAAGUUUGCAAUCCAACAUGGCGGCAUUCGUAGUUUCAGGAAGUAUGGAUUAGAGAUAUUGUAUUGUGAUAUAGAUUUUUUUAAAUAUUUUUGAUAAAAUGCCACUUAUCAUCAUAACUGGUAUACCUUGUAGUGGUAAAACAACACGAACAGCUGAGGUGAAAGAAUAUUUUGAGAGCAAGGGAAAACGUGUAGAGGUUAUAAACGAAAUCGAUGUUGUGACCAAGGCAGGCUAUGACAAAAAUACAUUUUACGCUGAUUCGAAGAAAGAGAAAAGUGUGAGAAGUGAUAUAAAGUCUGCGGUCCAACGAUUAUUAAAUAUCAAUGAUGUAUUGGUAAUGGAUGGUAGUAAUUAUAUCAAAGGAUAUCGCUAUGAAAUAUAUUGUAUGACAAAAUUAUAUAAAAAUCCUCAGUGUACAAUACACUGUGAUAUACCGAUCGAACAUGCUUGGUUUUGGAAUGAAAAACGCCCUGAGCAUGAACAGUAUAGUAGAGAAAUUUUUGAUGCUCUUGUAAUGAGGUAUGAAAUUCCAGACAGUAAGAACCGCUGGGAUUCUCCAUUAUUUUCAGUGUCAGCAGAGGACGAUUUAAAGUUUGAUGAAAUUUAUAGAUCACUGUAUGAAGUGAAAGCACCUAAACCAAAUUUAAGUACUCAGUGUCCUCCAUUAUCAUCUACAAAUUAUUUGUAUGAAUUGGAUUUAGUUACUCAAGAAGUAGUUGGAGCAAUAUUAACGGCCAAACAAUUGGGCAUCGAAAGUGAUUUUAAAAUACCAGGAUAUAAUUUAACUGUACAAAGUCCAUGUACAGCAGCUCAACUUAUGAAAGUACGGAGACAAUUUUUAACUUACAGUAAAAUGCAACAAAUCGAAGUUAAUCAAAUCGCAUCAUUGUUUGUACAAUACCUUAAUAAAUGUUUGUCAUAAGUGUUUUGAAAGUAUUACAUUAUUUUCAAAAAGGUA